AUGGGCGGGUUUAGCUCAAGAUACUGCUUGUAUCUCUUCUCGAACAUCUCGCGGGUGUCCCCCUCGCGCCCUUCGUUCCGGGCAAGCACGCUCUCCUUGGCCACUUCCUUGGGGCAUUGGAAGAAGAGCACGAGCAUCCCCUCCUUCUCCCUGUCCUCCCGGCCACCCUUUCUCAAGCGCGAGCUGCGUCUCGAUUCCGUCUCCAUCGUGACCAACGGCAGUAAACUCACGGAAUCCUUCCUGCGCGAGCACGGCGCCAAUCUCGACAUCCUCGCAGUGAGCUGCGACUCGUUCGACGAGAAAACGAAUAUCGCCAUCGGCCGCGGUAGCGGCAACCAGGUGGCAAAGCUGUAUGAAAUCGCGGCGUGGUACCGCGAGUAUAGCGUGCUGUUCAAGCUCAACACGGUCGUCAACAGGUUGAAUGUGGGCGAGGCCAUGAACGCGCAUAUAGCUGCGCUGCGACCGUUUCGGUGGAAGUGCUUUCAGGUGCUGAUUGUGCGCGGGGAGAACGACUCGGCGGAGACGUUGCGCAACGCGCACACGUUCACUAUUUCGGACGCCGAGUUCGAGGCGUUUUGCGAGCGGCACCGCGGCCAGGCGUGUUUGGGGCUGGAGCCGAAUCGGCUCAUGGCGAGGAGCUAUUUGAUUCUGGAUGAGUACCUGCGGUUCUUGGACCGUAUAGGCAAGCAGCCUUCUAAGCCCGUCUUGGAGGUUGGGGUUGAGAAGGCGUUGGAGAGCGUGUACUGGGAUGAGGAUGCGUUUGUCGAGAGGGGAGGGCUGUAUGACUGGGCCAAACCGGAGGGGGAGAAGGAGGGUUGUGGCGGUGCGAAGGAGUUGGACUGGUAG
Parathielavia appendiculata is the source of this 846-nucleotide messenger RNA. RefSeq lists its product as uncharacterized. NCBI's taxonomy places the organism in Eukaryota, Fungi, Ascomycota, Sordariomycetes, Sordariales, Chaetomiaceae. Gene Ontology annotation, molecular function: 4 iron, 4 sulfur cluster binding. The record is from RefSeq and is a predicted model, not a curated record. The coding region runs from base 1 to 846 and encodes 281 amino acids. The transcript is spliced from 2 exons.